AUGUACAAUCAAUCGGUAGUAGCCAACAUCGUGGCAACACCGAAAACGGUCUCAGUAAAAAGAACACGAUGCCCCUCAAGUCCACCUCCAGCAAAGAGAACGCGUUCUAGUAUAAAUGAUUCAACCAAUAUCCGUGCAGUAGAGAAAGGAGUACGAAACUCCGGUGAGGAUUCUGACCAAGAUGACUCAACAAUUCUAUCAUCAAAUGUGGCAUUGAACCAAAAUCCACCACUUAACAAUGAUCCAAAGGUACAUUGCCGCAGUGACUACAUGGAGAAAUGUUGUCUGUGCUCCUACAAUGGAGAACAAAUGGUGCGACACUAUGUGUACAAUCAUCCAAAAAAAGCUGUGUACGUUAGUCGCAUAGCCCCCGAGCAGGCCGAGCUUAUAAGAGCGGAUCCAUUUGGAAUUAGUGGGCGAAAAGCAGUAUCCAGGUACGGUGACCAAGAGAUAAUCGUAUUUCGAUGCCAUUUUUGUGACCUUCGUUUGAGCGAAUCGCAUGAAUUAUGGUUGGAUCACAUAUCGAAACACACUGGUGAAUACCGUUACAAAUGUAUGUUAUGUCCAACAUUCGCGCGCCUAUCUUUCGACAGAGUGACGCAUCAUUCAGAGUGCACGAAUCCUUCCAUGCAGUUGUGGCACACAUACACCUUUGAGGAGAACCACUUGUACGCGUACAUGUGCAAUAAGUGCAAUUUUGUGCAAGUUCUUUUUGUCAAUAUGACGCGACACCUCCGAGAGGAUCAUCCAGAGACUGGUUCAAUUAAGGCAGGAUACACGAAAUUUAGCUUGGUCAACUUCAACCUGCAGGACGAAGAAAUUGAACUGCCAUACGGGAUGGUGAAAUUAGAACCGAUCUUGGAUGACACAAAUGUAAGUACGCAAGAUGAACAAGAAGUGGAACUUACGCUAUCUGAGGAUUGCCAGACACACAGCGCGGCACCGUUGCGAACUAUCGUGCAGAAACAGGGUUUGCUACAACCAGAAGUAAUUUUUAUAAAACAAGAAAUUCUAACUGACCGCAUCGAUAAAGGUGAAACAAACCCCUUGAAAAGUAUCGCGAAAAAAGGGCGUGAUAUUAGUGGGUGCUUUGUAACAAUAAAGCCUCUAGAAAGAAGCCAAUAUUCUAGCAACGUUCGUGGUAAACGACUACCUGGGAAUAUCUUCUCAAUAACGGAGAACAAUGUAUCGGAUAAAGCUUCAAGAAACAACAACCCAAUGGAACCUCAAGAAAGAAGCCAAUAUUCUUGCAACGUUCGUGUUAAAAGACUACUUGGUGACAUCCUUUCAACAGCGGAGAACAAUGUAUCGGAUAUAGCGGCAAGAAAUAACAUCCCAGUGUAUAACUCAUCCUCUAUACAAAAAUACAGCAAUCAACUCAAGUAUAGUACAAACAAUGCUGGUUCUAAACAUACAGCGAGCUCUACAGUUGUGUGUCUACAAAAUGAUCAGCGCGCUGUAUCGUCAUCAAUGGUAGCUCUGCAGCCCUGGAUUGAAAGUGAUGCCAACAAAAGGCUAAUAGAUAGGAGUAAACUAACAGUUCUCUUUUUAACAGCGCCAUACAAAUGCAUUGCGCAUAACUGUGGGUUUUACACAGAAGCAUCACAAACAAUAGGCUCACAUUUCAAAAGUCAUCAAAAACCGACCGUCCCGCAUCCGAUAGCACGUGACAGCUCAUGGUUGGAAUGUUGCUACUGUGGCUAUGCUUCAUUAAGCGUAUACAAUUUGCAGAAACACGUUGAAACGGUUCACAAGUACUCUGCCUAUCAAUGUGAUCGUUGUUGUUACCGGAGCCGGGAUCCCAACAGUGUGAGAGUUCAUCAACGGAAUUACCACAUCGAACACGAUGCCGAUGCCAAAAUCUUAUGCAUUCCGGGUCGACAGAAGGAUUACAACUCUAUGGAUAGAGACAUCAUUAUGAAUGAACUGAAAAGCAACGUGAAGAUGUUGAAAUGUGCAAAUUGUGCUUUAAGAAAAUUCAACGAUCUGGAACAGUAUCGGAAUCACAUAAAAACGCAUGGCGAUACGUACAUUGCAUGCCACGUUUGUGAUCAACUAAUGUCAGCAAAGAAGAUGAUAGGCCACAUUAGUUCGCACAACAUGUUUAUGCUGCAAUGCAUAUAUUGUGAUUAUGGGAUAAAUGAUUUGAAUAUGAUCAAGAAGCAUGUCGCGGACAAACACUCUGACAAAUUGUUGUGCUACCAUAUUCGAUGUUCUAAGCCAAAUGUUCCAUCAUUCAUCCGAGUGCAAGACAGAAUAUCGCCGGAACGUUUUCUUAAUUGUUAG
This is a messenger RNA of Anopheles marshallii, 2286 nucleotides long. RefSeq lists its product as uncharacterized. The coding region runs from base 1 to 2286 and encodes 761 amino acids. NCBI's taxonomy places the organism in Eukaryota, Metazoa, Arthropoda, Insecta, Diptera, Culicidae. The record is from RefSeq and is a predicted model, not a curated record. Gene Ontology annotation, cellular component: nucleus. Gene Ontology annotation, biological process: regulation of gene expression. The transcript is spliced from 4 exons.